UAAGCAGUACAUAUUUUUUGAUUUUGAAGUAAUUGCUUAAGUUAAGUGGCUACUUCGACAAAGAAUUUUCCAAAAUCAAGGGUGCUAGGGUGAACCAAGGUCGAAGUUACCAUUUUGUAGAAAAAAAGCUACAAGUAAAGGUGUUUUUGGGGCCCUUUUAUCAUCAUUUCCAUAUAGUACUAUCAUCUUGGCAACUUUCGAUUGUGUUGUUGAUACUUCGCCACUAAUCCGCCACUGCUUCGGCGGUAUCGAAAGUGGACAUACGUCACAUUAGAACGGCAAGCCCCUCUCGCAACCGAGAUGGAAAGUCCCCAUUUAUCGUAACUUGAUUGAAAACAAACAUCGUCGGGUGUCUUCAUCAAUGAAAUGACGUAAUCGCCGGCCGAUUGGCCUAUGGGGGGGAUCCCACAUGAUCGGCAGCCAAUCCCCUGGCUCGUUUAGUGUCGAUUUUCACUCGCACGCCCUCGCACAAUCGCCCAGCGAAACGGCAACACUGCACUCAUCACCAUUCCGAGUUCUAGCCGUGGCCAGGCUGCACGUCUGCCACCGUGCGCCCCCUUACAGUUCCAGUUUUCGGCCGUUUCUGACCGUGCCGCGGAUGGUUCCCCCAGUGCCCGCCUAGUGCCGAGAUGCCGACCACCCCCGAGUGCGACUACGACAUCGUCUCCAACGAGGGCCUGCUCUCCCUGCUGCGGAACGAGUCGAAGAAGAUCGUCAUCCUGGACUGCCGCAGCUCCAUCGAGUACGGGGAGUGCCACAUUCGGGACGCCGUCAACUUCUCCAUCCCCUCGAUUAUGCUGCGCCGCUUGGCGGCGGGCAAGAUCGACCUCGCCGCCACCGUCAAGUGCAGGGAGCUGAAGCAGAAGAUCUGCAGCACCUACAAGGAGAACCUCUUCGUGCUCUACAACGAUCUCUCCGGAGUUCAACAACACCAGGCCGACUCGGUGCUCAACGUUCUGCUGCGACGGCUGACGCAAGAUGGUUGCCGAGUCGUCUGCCUUAAAGAUGAAUUCCAAACAUUCCGAAAUUCGUACCCGGAGUGGUGCGACAGUUGUUCGGAACUGUUGGACAAUUCUGGUGGGACAAUGCCAUCGGCAGCCGGACCUGACCCCUUGCCUUUGAUGGGGCUGCGGUCGCUGCGUAUUUCAGCACCACCUUUGCACAGACCCCAUCGAAGCUGCGACAGUUUGUCGUCCACUGCCAACAGUUCCACCGACAGUUCAGACACCGAUGAUCGGUGUGAUAGUUCAUUAGUCCUUUCAGGUUUGGAAGAUGAUAGAGAGUUUCCGGUGGAGAUUCUUCCUCACUUGUUCCUCGGCAAUGCCGCCAACAGCGAGGACAGCCAGUCGCUUGAACGGCACGGCAUUCAGUACAUACUGAACGUCACUCCCGACUUGCCUAAUGUGUUCGAAAAAGUCGGACAUUACAAGUACAUGCAGAUUCCCAUCACGGAUCAUUGGUCGCAGAACUUGGCGAGUCAUUUUCCAAAGGCUAUAGAAUUUAUAGACGAGGCGCGGUCCAACCAGAAGGGCAUCCUGGUGCACUGCCUGGCCGGCGUGUCGCGUUCCGUCACCAUCACGGUGGCCUACCUCAUGUACAAAUGCUCCCUGAACCUGAACGAUGCCUUCAACGUGGUCCGCUCGCGCAAAUCCAACAUCGCCCCCAACUUCCACUUCAUGGAACAGUUGUACAACUUCGAGCGCGAAUUGAAGCUAAACGUGUCUUCCCAAAGCCCCGUCGCCCUCAUGGAGAAGCUCGAACAGGAGCAGAAGAGCCGAGGCAGCAAAGGCGACCAAACGCGACAGCGAGGAGGCGCUUGCCAGAAUUGCGGACUUACAGAAAACUGCAAAUGUCGGCAACACAUGGACUUUCUCAGUCCGUUGGCACAGAUCGGCGUCAGUCCGGACUCGGGGAUUGAGUUCGACCGGUGGGCGUCCAGCACACCCAACGAAUGAGACAACAAGGGGGGGUCGCAGUGGCACUUUUAAGGUGGCAAGGGCCGAAGGCCCCAGUGCCACUGUCAUCCCCCCUUUGAUAUUCAUCCGUGUCUUAUUCCUUCAUCGUUUUUGCCAGUAUUAUUCAGCACAAAUUCGUUCAAAGCCUUCAGUUUAGACUACGGACAGCUAAAGGCUAGGAGGCGGACGACCGAAAAUAAAACGGUCCCGUCCUCGCUAGUUCCGUUAACGUCGCCAGAGAGCGCAAACAAAAACAUACAGGCAGUUGGUUGAAUUUAAAUUAAUUUAAAGCAGUCUCAUUUUCUGGGUACGUUUUUGCAUCUCGUUUCGUCUCCUAACUUAUAGUCCUCCGUAGUUAAUUUUUCGAAAUCAAGUCACCAGUUACAAAACUGUCAAUUUCCACAGCCGGUCUGACCGUGAAUGGACGGGGAAUAAGUUGGCAACCUUGAAUGAUUGGUGAUAUUAACUGUGUUGGAGCACCGUUGCCAACUUAAUCCCACCACCAAAUGAAUAUUGUUGACGGAAGCGUUUAUUUUCUUAAAGACUGUUGGGCAGCCUGCAAACAAUUGAGCGUGUAUUUAUAACUUUUGUAUUUUAUACGACAACCUACUUAAUAUUACUUGCUAUUAAAGGGCACAAUUUCUACUUGUUUACGAGAAUUAAGAUUUUACAAAUUGUACUGCAUAUCGAGAUGUAUUUUUAGGAUUAUACGUACGAAAUGUUUCGAAAAUUGCUAAAUAUACAGAGUGGGUGUUUUUGCACCGACGAUUUGGGUAUUAUUAAAAUGGCCUCAAUUUUAAUAAUUUCAAACGUGCUCCGGUGGCCUGUUGUUGUCUCGCCCUGUAUAUGGAACAUUUUGUAACAUUAGUGCCAUAUUAUUUAUUUUUCCAUGCAUGUAGGAACAAUCUUGCCAUAAGUAGACACACAAAUUGUUAUGCUGUAUAUCGUUAUCCAUAGAGAAAUUAUUGUACGUACGAAUAAAUGUUAAAGUAUAUAUUUUCAUGACAUAGGUUAUACAUAGCUUAACUCAGUAGUGAUUAACGCAGCCUCCUGACGCGUCAGUUUUGGGGGGCUGUGCAUUAUAUUAUAUUAAAAGAAAGGAUCCAGUCAUUAGACGUAGGGACGGCAUUUUCGCGGCAUGAAAGUGUCAAACAUAGAAAUAUGUAAUGUUUACUUACUGUUAGACAGUAACGCAGAGCCCUAUAUAAUGAAUGUUUGUUAUUUUCUUAUUUAAGCAAAAGGGCGCCGCGCCCCAGUUAUCACGUAAUUGGUGAGUCAGUGUUUCACUAUGUUUGCAACAUUCCUAUUGAAUUUAACUUUGUAAUUAUUCUUAUGAGAAAAUAUUUAUUCUUCCAUUUGUCGGUGACAAAUCUUACAGAAUUAUUGGUAGGUAAUAACGUUCCAUAUUUUACUUAUUGAUGUUAUUUUAUAUGUGAAUAUUUAUUGUAUAUUAUUAAUCCAUGUUUCUUCAUAACUUUUGGAUAAUAAAUUUUCAAUGUGA
Tribolium castaneum (red flour beetle) is the source of this 3456-nucleotide messenger RNA. It is a transcript of the gene Mkp3, whose product is annotated as Mitogen-activated protein kinase phosphatase 3. The coding region runs from base 630 to 1955 and encodes 441 amino acids. NCBI's taxonomy places the organism in Eukaryota, Metazoa, Arthropoda, Insecta, Coleoptera, Tenebrionidae. Gene Ontology annotation, molecular function: protein tyrosine/threonine phosphatase activity; MAP kinase tyrosine phosphatase activity; MAP kinase tyrosine/serine/threonine phosphatase activity. Gene Ontology annotation, biological process: negative regulation of MAPK cascade; protein dephosphorylation. The record is from RefSeq and is a predicted model, not a curated record. Gene Ontology annotation, cellular component: cytosol; cytoplasm. The transcript is spliced from 5 exons.